This is a messenger RNA of Aspergillus heteromorphus CBS 117.55, 630 nucleotides long. RefSeq lists its product as uncharacterized. Gene Ontology annotation, molecular function: FMN binding. The record is from RefSeq and is a predicted model, not a curated record. Bases 1 to 630 code for a protein of 209 amino acids. The transcript is spliced from 2 exons. Lineage: Eukaryota; Fungi; Ascomycota; Eurotiomycetes; Eurotiales; Aspergillaceae.
AUGUCCCCCUUUCCCAAACCCAACCCCCGAACCUCCCCCCUGGCCCCCUGGCUCCCAGCCCUACAAACCCACCUCUCCAACCCAUCCAACACGUCCUUCACGCUCUCGACCGUCUCCCUCCCUGCCCCCAAUCAAAACCAGCCAAACCCCAUCCCAUCAACCGCAUCGCCAACCCCCCGAGCCCGCACCGUCGAAUUCCGCGGCUUCUUCCCAACCCUGACCCUACACAGCAGCGCCACCACGGCCCUAAGGGAGCAAAACAUCGGGCUAAACCCCGACAUCUACGAGAGCGAGAUGCUGGCGAUCACGACGGAUAAGCGGAUGGAGAAGGUGCGGGAGCUGGAGAGUGGCUCCUUCCGCAACCCACCCCCCGGAACCCCCCGCUCGCAAGCCCCCAACAACCCCGCCCUAAAGCUCGGACAAAAGGUAGACGAUCUCCUGGACCCUGUCGCGCGGGACAACUUCCGGGUUGUGGUGAUUCGGCCGGAGGAGGUCGAGAGGCUGGAUCUACGGGAUCUGGAGAAUGUGACGCGCACGCGGUGGACGUUUCUUCCAGCGAAAAAGGAAAAUGGCGAGGGAGAUGGAGGGGCGUGGGAGGGGAGCUGGGAGGAGGUCGAUUUGUGGCCGUAG